GGGCAGACCAAGGUGUAUGUGAGACCACUGUAAAGGGACCUAGCUGAAUCUCCCGCUGCAGAGGAAUAGACGUAUUGUGUGUUCAGAAAUGUAAGAAUGCUAAUGGGGGGUCUCGAUAGCUCAUGGUGGAUCAGGCUACCCUUACUUCACUCCUUCAACGUUCUCGUUAUUUCUGGUGUGGAUACCUGCUCUUUAGUUCGGGAUGAGAUAUACACCAGAUCCCGAAGUUGAGGAGGCUUUACAGAAG
Molecule: messenger RNA, 247 nt
Organism: Geodia barretti
Lineage: Eukaryota; Metazoa; Porifera; Demospongiae; Tetractinellida; Geodiidae
Source: the annotation of a GenBank genome assembly